Molecule: messenger RNA, 1908 nt
Organism: Erigeron canadensis
Lineage: Eukaryota; Viridiplantae; Streptophyta; Magnoliopsida; Asterales; Asteraceae
Product: probable polygalacturonase
Exons: 6
Coding region: 41-1498 (485 amino acids)
Biological process (GO): carbohydrate metabolic process
Molecular function (GO): polygalacturonase activity
Source: RefSeq, a predicted model, not a curated record
UUUGGGUUUAGUGUAUGAGUGUGUGUUUGUGUAAUGUUUAAUGAGCAUCGGCCUCUUCUUACAACUACAACUACAAUCACUCUUCACAUUUUCUUCUUCUUCAAUCCUCACCAAAAUAAUGAAGAGGCUAGUGGUUUUGCUUUUCCUUCUAACAGUAAGUUAUGGUAUUGAACUUUAUGGCGUGGAAGAAGGCGAAUGCAAUAUUGAAAAACAUUUGGUUCCCCGUCCUCAUAGCGUUUCAAUAUUGGAAUUUGGUGCCGUUGGUGAUGGAAAAACGUUAAAUACAGUUGCCUUUCAAAAUGCAAUAUUCUAUCUCAAAUCAUUCACUGAUAAGGGUGGUGCACAAUUGUAUGUACCAUCCGGAAAAUGGCUGACAGGAAGUUUCAACCUUACUAGCCAUCUCACUCUCUUUCUUGAAAAGGAAGCUGUGAUUCUUGGUUCCCAGGAUAUCGAUCAUUGGAAGGUUAUAGAUCCGUUGCCUUCUUACGGUAGGGGUAUUGAUCUCCCAGGUCAAAGAUACCGAAGUUUGAUCACUGGAGAAAAUCUUAAUGAUGUUGUUAUUACAGGUGACAAUGGAACCAUUGAUGGCCAGGGAUCUGUAUGGUGGGAGAGUUUUGAUUCUAAUACUUUGAAUCACAGCCGGCCUCAUAUUGUUGAGUUUAUCAAUUCCAAGGAUAUUGUUGUAUCAAAUAUAACCUUCUUGAAUUCGCCUGCAUGGACAAUUCAUCCCGUAUAUUGCAGUAACGUCCUUGUUCAAAAUAUAACCUCAUUGUCUCCAGCUAAAUCUCCUUACACUAGUGGCAUAGUUCCAGAUUCUUCCGAUAGUGUUUGCAUUGAGAAUAGUAACAUUACCUCGGGUAGUGAUGCAAUCUCUCUAAAAAGCGGUUGGGAUGAGUACGGAAUCACGUACGGCAGACCAACUACAAACGUGCACAUUAGAGGGGUUAGGCUUCGAUCCUUUACAGGUGCAGCUCUAGCUUUCGGGAGUGAGAUGUCCGGAGGCAUCUCUCAAGUACUUGUGGAAAACAUCAAGUUACAAGAUUCUCUCACUGGAAUUUCGUUCCUUACUUCAAAAGGCAGAGGCGGUUAUAUUAAAGACGUUCUUGUAUCAGAUAUCAAGUUGGAAAACAUCAUGCUGGCAAUCAAAUUAACCGGUGACUGUACCACUCACCCCGAUGAUAAGUAUGAUCCUGAAGCAUUACCAAUUGUUGAAGGAAUCACCUUUAGGAACGUAGUUGGGUUGAAUAUCACAACAGCUGGAAACCUUACGGGUAUUCUUGAAUCACCAUUUACUUCAAUCUGUCUUUCGAAUAUCUCAUUAGCUUUAAACCCUGAGCUUUCUGGUCUUGCCUCACCGUGGGAGUGUUCUAAUGUCUCGGGAUUUUCGAAGGACGUGUCUCCCAUACCCUGUCUCGAACUCCAAACAGUUCCCUCAAAUUCUUCUGUUUGUUAUUCAUUAUCACCCCAAAAUUCACAUAAUCUUGUUUCUUUUCUAUGAUAAUAAAGAGUCAAAAAAUUUCAAACGCGUAUUAUUUGUUGGUAGAACAAGUGGGUUCUGCUAAAUUUGAAGUCAGAUAAGUUUCGAUGAGAAAUCUUUAUUGGAUUUUACUGAUGGAAAACUACUGCUUAGAUUCAAAUUAUACAAGAAGCAGUAGGAUGGAGAUUCUUUUCGCCCCCGUGGAGGUCUGGUUUGUGUACAGCAGCCUUGUUUUCGUUCAUUUCAUGUGUAAGAAAAGUUUUGUAGCGGCUUUCUUUUCUUAUACGUUUCUCUCAUUCAUCAUUGUUAUUUUUCUUUUUUGACUGCAUUCCGAAUGUAAAUUUCAUUAUUGGGUUUCAAAUCGAAGGUUGUUAAAUGUUAGACAGAGUUGCAUAAAAACUUUUUUUAAGUUAUAAAGUGAUUUUCUUCUA